This is a messenger RNA of Cadophora gregata, 1969 nucleotides long. RefSeq lists its product as uncharacterized. The coding region runs from base 219 to 1061 and encodes 280 amino acids. The transcript is spliced from 2 exons. The record is from RefSeq and is a predicted model, not a curated record. NCBI's taxonomy places the organism in Eukaryota, Fungi, Ascomycota, Leotiomycetes, Helotiales, Ploettnerulaceae.
GCUUACUUUGCAUCGUCACAGAACACCUUCUCUUUCCCAAACGUCAAUACUGGGGACAAGGUCCGGACAUUUCAACGAUGCACUGUUCGCGCUGAUGCGGCCGGAUGGUUGUAAGCACUCACAGGAGUAAGGAGAGGUAUUGGUAAGAAUGGAAGUCCAGACUCUGAUACCUGCUUUAAAUCAGAGAGAAGGUGGAGCUAUCGUCAUGGCGCCGGUUGAUGGAGAUCCCCUCACUACCAGUACCUAGGUAUAUAACGGUAAGUUCUCUCUACAUCUGUAAGUAUUUCUUCAGUCAUAGUUUCUCUGGUCAAUCUUCUUCCAAUCAGCAAACCCAAAUAUCAUCUAUUUCCAACAUGGCAGACAAUAAACCCACCCUUCACCACCUCAAUAACUCACAAUCCCAACGCAUCCUCUGGCUCCUCGAAGAACUCGGCAUCGAAUACAACCUCGUAACACACAUCCGUAACCACCCAAAAGCACCCUUCCGCUCUCCUCCCUCCCUCCAAGCUACAGGCCCCUACGGCAAAGCCCCCGUCCUCAUAACCGGCGCGGCAGAUGGAAAUCGAUACAUCACUGAAUCCUCAGCCAUCGCUACAUACCUGAUCCGCACAUUCGACAAGGAAGACAAAUUCGGGCUCAAGAACGGCGACUGGAUCCGCGACGAGACCCUCGUCAGUAUCGUCUCCACCAGCCUCAGCAAAGCAACCACCAUCCUCCUCCUCUUAGACUUCGGCUUACUACGAAACGGCACCGGCCCAGGAGGGAAACAAUACGACGGUCCUGAGAUCCGGAAUGUUCUUAAGGAUUUGACGAGGGAGUUGAAAGAGGGCCUGCCUGGAGGCUUCUUCAUGGGUAAGGAGCCUGGCAGAGCGGACAUCAUGCUGGAGUUUGGGAUGAGCAGUAUUAAGCAGAGGAAGAGUGUGGAUCUGGCGGGGGAGUUUCCUGAGUUGGAUGAGUGGUUGCGGAGGGUGUAUGAGAGGCCGGCUUGGAAGAGGGCGGUGGGGAAGGCGUUUGGGGGGGUUUAUGAUAUGACGACUUUCCCAAAGGGACCUCAUUUGUAAGGGGUAUUGCUGAUUUUAUAUGAUUAAUCUGGGCUGGUAUCUCAACUCUAAUUUGAUUUUGCCAAUUGGAUGCCCAAGGGAUUUCUGUUGAUGGUAGUAGUGGAGGCAGACCAGCUUCUGUACCUGGAGUUAACUGUACGUAGCUCUUUGCUCCUUCCUCUCUCUUUCUUCACCCUUCCGGUCGACCCAAUCCAAAGUAUCAAAGCAUGUUGCUCUACUUCGUUCCACCUCGGCCUCAAUAUGCUCGUGUGAAGUCUGUAUGGGUGGUAUGCCUAGGAGAGACCGUAAUCACACACUAACUGGAUCGGCUUCUGUCUCGGACUUUGUUCAUACAUAUUCAAUGGCUGGACUCUAGAGACCGCAGCUUUGCUAAUUCACCAUAGAAUCUACUCAACUCAUAGCAUAUAAUCAUCACUUAAGAAAGCAGUCAAAAAGAGAACUAGGCAAGAAGUGAACAAGACUCGUUUAGGCUCUACGGACAAAAGUACUCUGCUCUGUAAAGGCUCCAUCUUGUAAUCAUGUAUUGUACACUUAUGAAUGCACUCCUCUCAUCUAACCACCGAACGCCAUUAGCAAAUGUAUCUGUGUACGCCUGUUGUACUGUGUCCCAACGUCGCUUGUCUGUCCCUCAUGCUCUCUGUUCAUCAACCAUCACCAGAACCUCCUUAGUCUCCUCAACCACCAUCUCAUCCCUAGCCUUCAACUCUCUCUUCUCCUCAUCUGCAUCCAUAUACACCAAACCCUCAAAUUUAUCCGCCUUCUCCAAAUCCAAUCCCUCCAGCACCUCCCCACUAACCGCCCUCUUCUGCGCCUCCGCCCAAGCCUCCUGCUUAACCAACCCAUCAAUCCACCAAUCCACACCCCCCAAAUCCCACCUCCACCCCCCAACCUGACACAUCACCACCGCA